Molecule: messenger RNA, 2337 nt
Organism: Rhinolophus ferrumequinum (greater horseshoe bat)
Lineage: Eukaryota; Metazoa; Chordata; Mammalia; Chiroptera; Rhinolophidae
Product: complement factor H-related protein 3-like
Exons: 12
Coding region: 99-2192 (697 amino acids)
Source: RefSeq, a predicted model, not a curated record
AAAUUCAGAAUCACACUUGAUGCCUGAUCGUGCAGCGGACUUAAGCCCCACUCCGCACGACUGGAACUUGUCCUGGGACACCAUUGGGAAGAGCAAACAUGCUGCUGCUGAUCAGUGUCACCCUCACCGUGGGGGUGUCCUUGGGGGCUCCCGCACAAGAAAUUACAUGUGACCGUCCAUUUAUCCUGAAUGGUAACUACAUUCCUGAGAAGACCAAAUACACACUUACAGAUAUAAUCAUAUACCAUUGUAAAGAAGGCUUUUAUCCUGCAACCAAAAGAAUGAUAGCAAGAUGCACUAAUACAGGCUGGGAGCCCCGUCCAAGGUGCACCUUAUUGCAAGUGAAGCCCUGUGAAUUUCCCAAAAUAAAACAUGGACACCUACAUACUGCAGACAGAGAGAACACAGUACCUGUAGGAAAAUGGUAUGACUAUUCCUGUAAUGAUAACUUUGUGACUCACUCAGGAUCAUUCUGGGGCCGCAUUACUUGCACACGAGAAGGAUGGUCGCCAGCAGUGCCCUGCCGCAAAACAUGUUCAAAAUCAGACCUAGAAAUUCCAAAUGGAUUUAUUUCUGAAUCAGAUCCUACAUAUCCUGUACAAAAACAAGUACAAUAUAAGUGCAAACAAGGAUAUGUGACAGCAGAUGGUCAAACCACAGGGUUGAUUACAUGUCAACAAAGUGGAUGGUCAGCUCAGCCCACAUGCAUUAAAUACUGUGGCAUGCCGGUAUUCGAGAAUGCCACAGCCGUCAUUACUGGUGCCCGGUUCAGAGUGAAUGACACACUGGACUAUAAAUGCCUGGACGGAUAUGAAAACCAAGAUGGAAAAAGCACAGCGUCCAUGGUCUGUGGUGAGAAUGGCUGGACCCACUUGCCUAAAUGCUACAAAUCUACAGACAUGUGUGGGCGUCCUCCAUCCAUUAGCAAUGGAGACAUCACCUCCUUUCUAUUAGCAGUUUAUCCUCCAGGGUCAAGAAUUGAAUAUCAAUGCCAGGCCUACUACCAACUCCGGGGUUCUAAAUACGUAACAUGUAAUGAAGGAACGUGGUCAGAACCACCAAAGUGCAUGGUUCAACCCUGUGCUUUUCCUGAAAUAAAACAUGGAAGCCUACAUAAUGAAAAUAGAUAUAAACCAUACUUCCCAGCAGCUGUAGGAAAGUGGUAUUAUUAUUCCUGUAAUGACAACUUUGUGACUCACUCACGAUCAUUCUGGGAUCACAUUACUUGCACACGAGAAGGAUGGUCGCCAGCAGUGCCCUGCCGCAGAAGAUGUCUCUUCAGGUAUGUGGUACAUGGAUAUACCCCAAGUUCUGAAGAAUAUCAUAAAGAUUAUUUCCAGGGUGAUACUGUAAGAGUUGAGUGCCAUCCCGGCUACAGCCUUCCCAAUGAGCAGACCUCAAUGACAUGUACGGAGAAUGGCUGGUCCCCUCCUCCCACAUGCAUCCCUGUCAAAACAUGUUCAAAAUCGGACCUGGAAAUUCCAAAUGGAUUUAUUUCUGAAUCAGAUCUUACAUAUCCUGUAGAAAAUCAAGUAGAAUAUAAGUGCAAACAAGGAUAUGGGACAGCAGAUGGUCACACCACUGGGUCGAUUACAUGUCAGCAAAAUGGAUGGUCGACUCAGCCCACAUGCAAUAAAUACUGUGGCAUGCCGGUAUUCGAGAAUGCAACAGCCGUCAUUACUGGUGCCCGGUUCAGAGUGAAUGACACACUAGACUAUAAAUGCCUGGAUGGAUAUGAAAACCAAGAUGGAAAAAGCACAGCGUCCAUGGUCUGUGGUGAGGACGGCUGGACCCACUUGCCUACAUGCUACAAAUCUACAGACAUGUGUGGGCGUCCUCCAUCCAUUAGCAAUGGAGACAUCACCUCCUUUCUAUUAGCAGUGUAUCCUCCAGGGUCAAGAAUUGAAUAUCAAUGCCAGGCCUACUACCAACUCCGGGGUUCUAAAUACGUAACAUGUAAUGAAGGAACGUGGUCAGAACCACCAAAGUGCAUGGAUCCAUGUGUAAUAUCUGAACAAAGCAUGAAUAAAAAUAACAUACAGUUAAAAGGGAAAGAGGACAAAACGUACUACGCAAAAACUGGGGAUCUCAUUGAAUUUGUGUGUAAAUCGGGACACACUGCAGCUACAUCACAGCAAACGUUUCAAGCAGUGUGUCAAGAAGGGGUGGUGGAGUACCCCAGAUGUGAAUAAAGAAGCAGUUACCCCACAUAUCCGGCCACCUUCCACCUACCGCUCUUACUUCUCAGAGCUUGCUAAGAUAACUUCUGAUAUCUUGCUGCUACGUCCUGCUUUAUUUCAAAGAAAAUAAAAACGAUGUGGUAGUCUCAAUGUUCAA